AUGCCAGCCACAAUCUUCCCUACCUGGCCCCAUCUCGUCUUCGCGGUCUUCGAGCCCAUAACCCUGAUCGGCGGCUGGCUAGCUCCGAUAUUCGACCUGCAGGGAUUUGUCCUCGACCAAAUCCCCUCAUCUCCGGUGCCAAAAGAAUUAGAGAUCCACGCGACUUCCUUCGCUCUCGCCUAUCAGCUGGCGAACCUUUACGGGCUUAUGGCGCUGCUUGGUGCGGGUGUGUUCUACGCCACCUCGGAGCCGAACGUGCUGCGCAAUUACCUGGGUGCCCUGGCUAUUGCUGAUGUAGGGCACAUCUAUGUGACCUAUCUUGCUAUGGGGCCGGGGCUGUUUUUUGAUGUUGCCAAGUGGAAUGCGCUUACUUGGGGUAAUGUCGGGGUCACAGGUUUCCUAUUUGUGAAUCGGCUUUUGUACUUUCUGGGAGUCUUUGGGUAUGCUCAAGGUGUGCCCGUCGAGAAGCAAAAGAAGCGAGUUUGA
Aspergillus mulundensis is the source of this 486-nucleotide messenger RNA. RefSeq lists its product as uncharacterized. The record is from RefSeq and is a predicted model, not a curated record. The transcript has 2 exons. The coding region runs from base 1 to 486 and encodes 161 amino acids. NCBI's taxonomy places the organism in Eukaryota, Fungi, Ascomycota, Eurotiomycetes, Eurotiales, Aspergillaceae.